Sciurus carolinensis (gray squirrel) is the source of this 1756-nucleotide messenger RNA. RefSeq names its product P2R1A-PPP2R2A-interacting phosphatase regulator 1-like. Gene Ontology annotation, biological process: mitotic G2/M transition checkpoint. Bases 294 to 740 code for a protein of 148 amino acids. Gene Ontology annotation, cellular component: cytoplasm; nucleus. The transcript is spliced from 11 exons. The record is from RefSeq and is a predicted model, not a curated record. Gene Ontology annotation, molecular function: protein serine/threonine phosphatase inhibitor activity. NCBI's taxonomy places the organism in Eukaryota, Metazoa, Chordata, Mammalia, Rodentia, Sciuridae.
GGGGCGGAACUCAACCGAUUCUGGAAGGCGGCAAAUUGCAGUUUUUGUUUUGGUCCCAAAGGCUUAGCGGGGCUUGUCGCGGUUUAGAAAGAUAAAGGAGAAGGGAUCGCGGCGGUGACCGAGAUAAGUGCCUCGUUUGUAUUAUAGACUUGGAGGUGGGGGACCUUUUCUGCCAUAGGGGCCCAGAGCAUGAUUGGGAUGAUUUGUCCUUAUGUGAACGGGAGCCAGAAAGCCUUGAGAACUUUGAACUAAGCAGUGGUUUCAACCUUGACACGGAUGUGGCACAGGAGAAAAUGGAAGUAGACUUGGAGCUGCCGCCGAAUUCCACCGCCACAGAUGGCAACGCCCUAAGACCCAACAGCGCCCCUGUGAUCAAUGGAUUUGGUGAUAAUUCACAGGUAUUCCAAGCUGACACAUUAACAGUGAAAAGAAACAGCACAACAUUUAUAAGCCGGCAUGGCCUGUUGUUCCUACCUUCUCCUAUUCGUACUUCUGCCAGUCGCCUGCAUCAAAUCAAACAGGAAGAAGGCAUGGAUGUAGUAAAUAGAGAAGCAAUGCAUGAACGGGAGAUACACACUGCGAUACAGAUAAGUCAGUCUUGGGAAGAAAGUCUAAACCUGAAUGACCAUGAUCUGGAGAAACCAUCCUCUAUAAAGAGCAUUGAUCUAAUCCCAGUACCCCAAGCAGCUUCUCUCACCAAAUGGAUUGGGAAAAAGUCACAGGCCCACCAACACUGUUAAAACAGAUAUCCUUGGAGCAGAAAAAAGAAAAGGUAAAAUUACUUGAUGAUCAAAGAGAUUUUCAAAAGACGUUACCAACAUACAUCCUGUGACACUUCCCAGUUGUCAGCAAAAAGUGUAUGUUUUAGAAUCCAUUGAUGGCUAUUGACAACUUUGACCAACCAGAAGCUGCCAUUCUAAGCAAAAGAACUCAUCCUUUCGGCAGGACUCAUUUAAUCACUGGACAGCUGUUAUGCCAGAAACUAUAUCAGGAGAUGAGCAGCGAUACAAAGAUAAAGUAAUGCUUAGGCCCUCCCCUCAAGAAGUUCAAGUUUAACUGGUGAGAUGAAAAUAAUAACACUAUCUCUAUUAUAAUGCAUACCAUUUUGUAUAAAAAGUACUAAGGAGUCAGAAGACCACAGGAAUAAUUCCACCUUGAAGAGAGACCAGGAGAUGGCACGUGAGGUGGCCUUUAGCGAAAGGAUGGGUACUAUGGAAUUAAAUUGACCAAAUUAUGUUCUGUGGAUGAAUGUAUAUGCGACAAUGAAUCCCAUUAAUAUGUAUGAUUAAUGCACCAAUUUAUAAAAAUUUUAAAAGACACCCCUCCCAAAGCAAAGAAAGAAAAGAUAGGUAUACACUUAAGUGUUGAGAGGAAGGUAUUUCAGACAAAUAAACAGGCACUGAAUCUACAGAUAGUCUCAGAUAAUCAGUCUACUUUAUAUCCAUAUAUACUUUAUUACAUAUAUAUAGUUCAUAACUGUCAAAAUUGUUUCUGGUUUUUGUUUUGACUGAGCUAAUAGUGUCUAUUGACAUUUUUGUUAUUAAUAACAUCUAACAUUUGUAUAAUUCAUAAUAUUACAAAUUCUUUAUUACUUACAUAGACUGCAUGAUUAAUAAGCUCUUAGAUAGCACUUAUUGUAGGCCAGGCAAUGUUCUAAGUAUUUGUUGUUGUUGUUUAAUUAUGAAGACACCAGACUGAAUGUGGGGGAAGGUCAGCAGGUCUCCUAGUCUAGAAUUCCUUCCCAUUACACUAAACU